Scutellospora calospora is the source of this 1072-nucleotide messenger RNA. The record is from the annotation of a GenBank genome assembly. Lineage: Eukaryota; Fungi; Glomeromycota; Glomeromycetes; Diversisporales; Gigasporaceae.
GAUUUCGUAGAAUUAUUAGAAAAAAUUUUAUCAUCUGGAGAAGUUAAUGCCGUUAAAUUUUUUAAAAAGACUGAAUUUAUAUUCUCUCAGAAGGAAGAGGCAGAAAAGGCAUUGGAAAUUAUUAAUUCCAAGGAUGAUAUACAUAAUCAGUUUUGGAGUAGUCUUAGAAUUCGAGAAGAGAAAACUACUACUAAUACAGUACAAAUUAUAUUACAGAAAAAAGAAGAGCAAAAUGCUUGUCAAAUAAGGACUAAUUUGUUGGAAGAGAAUAUUAAAUUAUUAACAGAGGAUGAUGACAAGCUGAUCUUUGAUGACAAAUUAGAGACAGAUUCAAAUGAUGAAGUAAAUUUUGACAGCAACAAAGUAUUCAGUAUAGAUCAAAUUCAAACUGAUGACGAUGAAGAUAUACCUCUAGAAGAAUCAUUUAUCUCUGCCUCUAGCAGUUCAGAAAUUUGGACCUUGCCUUCAAGUAAAAACUUUUGCGUUGAUGACAGGAAAUUCAUAUCAAAUGAUCAUGAAUCUAUGUUACAAAUUCCUGAGCUGGCACCCGAAGAGAGCUUAUUUAUUUUGAAGGUUGAGGAGAGUGAAAACCAAGUUAAUAUCUUGGAUUUUACUCCGAAAAGUACACAUACAGAGGUCGAUGUAAUUGUAAACCUUGAAGUAUAUUCUACAUGGAGUACAAACUAUGCCAAUGGAUGUAAAUAUGAUGUUCGCUUCCUAUCAGCAUCAGGAGUUAAUGUCGAAGAGUGGGAAUUUUUCACAAAAGUUAUAGCAAAUAAGACUAUUGGUGAUAGAUGCCGUUCCUCUCGAAUAAAUCAAUCGAUAUUAAAUAGAUUACUAAAAUAUAAUUUCAAUGAUGAUCAAUUUGAAUUGCCUAUAAAACUUCGAGAUAUUGGAAAACUGAAAACUACUAUCAAUGUUAUCAAGCUAGUUAUGGAAAUAUACGAAAGAACAUGCGAAACAAUCGAAAACCUAGAAACAUUUCAUCACAAAUUUGACGAUGUAUUUAAUGGAGAUUACCACUUUGUAGACAAGCCUACUCAUUUUAAAUACAAAUAUAUUCGAAGAUGUG